AUGCUAGAUUUAUCUUCAGAAACACCUUGUUGGAAGCCAGCCGUUGACAUGUUAGUUAGAAGAGAUGGAUUAGGAGUUGGUUUAAUAAAUAAGUAUCUAUAUGCCGUUGGCGGGCAUGACGGUACUAAUACUUUAAAUAGUGCAGGAGCUUUUAACUGCAAUACUCAAGAAUGGUGUAUGAUAUCUAAUAUGUCUACCAGAAGAAACUACGUUGGGGUUGGAGUGCUGAAUAAUCUUUUAUAUGUGGUAGGAGGUGAAGAUUGUUCAUCAAGGCAGUAUUUAAACUCUGCUGAAUAUUAUAAUCCCAGUCUUGAUACAUGGACACCAGUGGCUGAAAUGUGUGCACGUCGAAAGAGUGUUAGUGUAGGAGUUUUAGAUGAUGUACUGUAUGCUGUAGGUGGUUCUGAUGAAUCAGAGAUUCUGAUUAGUGUUGAACUAUACAGACCAAGUACAGGAGUUUGGACUAGGAUUGCUGACAUGUAUUUCUAUCGACAAUUGGCUAGAGUAGUUGCAUUAAAUGGUUUAUUGUAUGUCGUCGGUGGAAACGAUGGAUUUGGUUUGGAUUCUGCAGAGUUUUACAACCCCGACACCAAUACCUGGACCAUGGUUACAUCUUCAAUGAAUGUUGCACGAGCUGUAGCAAGAGUAGUAGCCAUUGAUAGGCCACUACAUUUUAAAACUUAUUAG
Macrosiphum euphorbiae (potato aphid) is the source of this 687-nucleotide messenger RNA. NCBI's taxonomy places the organism in Eukaryota, Metazoa, Arthropoda, Insecta, Hemiptera, Aphididae. The record is from the annotation of a GenBank genome assembly.